Messenger RNA from Fusarium subglutinans, 225 nucleotides. RefSeq lists its product as uncharacterized. Lineage: Eukaryota; Fungi; Ascomycota; Sordariomycetes; Hypocreales; Nectriaceae. Bases 1 to 225 code for a protein of 74 amino acids. The record is from RefSeq and is a predicted model, not a curated record. The transcript has a single exon.
AUGUAUCGCAGAGCACCACUCGCAAGAAGAUUGCCUCGGCCAAAGUCUGCCCUCUGUCAGGCUGCUGUUGUCGAGGCCUGCUCAUAUCAGCCUCCCUUCGAAAAUUGCAUUAUCUCCAAGCCUGACGGAGAAGAUCGCACCAGAUCAGACGUUAUCUACAUGGCAAAGGUUGAGAUCGACGACCUCUUCGUCGAGCCUGAUCCUUUGGCCGAGACCGAUGCAUAG